Molecule: messenger RNA, 2637 nt
Organism: Suillus clintonianus
Lineage: Eukaryota; Fungi; Basidiomycota; Agaricomycetes; Boletales; Suillaceae
Exons: 14
Biological process (GO): ribosomal small subunit biogenesis
Cellular component (GO): nucleolus
Molecular function (GO): protein binding; RNA binding
Source: RefSeq, a predicted model, not a curated record
CGCCAGCAUGGCAUCAGCCUGCCCAAGUCUUUACUCGAGCAGAUUAGCGUUUCAGAGCAGAACUCUCAUCGACACAAAGGUGGUCGUUCCCAUGCAUCACGCAAAGAUGCGCGAAAGCAAGAGCGAAUGGAUCGUAAAAAGAAAAAGGCAGAUCACUUCAUACAUACUGCUCACUCAGCCAAACGGAAGACGGAGGAAGAACACGUCGAUUCACCGCAGAGAAAGCGCAUGAAGAUAUCACAAGAGUCAGUUUCCAAACCACCUGCCUCAAAGUCACAUAAUGCGACCACCACCAAAGUGUCAUCUCGCCAUAGACCUGGGGAGCCGCACACUACCACCGAACCCGUGCAAAAGCACAAACUCAAAACCACUGCUCUAGAAAGACUGGCGAAUAAAUCGGCCACUAAACCGCGUAAAGUUGCAUCUACGGGCCCUCGAAAUCGCGAAGAAGAGGAAGAGGAUGCGUAUAUCGCGUACCUUGAAUCAAAGCUGGGGUAUGCUGGAGGUAGUUCACGCCGUAAGGAUGAUGAUAUGGAUGGACUAGGAGAUCUAUUUGACUUUACCGAAAACAUCAUGACGGAGAUGCCGUCCACACAGGACUCGGAUUUCGAUGACGAAGUGGAGGAUGAGGAUCAAUCAACAUCUGCAGAAGAUGAAGGUAACGGAUCUUGGGAAGAUGAGGAGUGGGGUGGCCUUGAUGAGAGUAGGAUUGGCGGGAGCGAGGCUGGCGAGGAUGAUUCAGUGGACGAUGAUGACCAUGGGAUAACAGAGACAAAGGAAGGCGAACCUUCCGACGCUCAACCUAAAGCUGCUGGGCGCUAUAUACCACCGGGAUUAAGGAAACAAGCCAACGGCGAUACAAACGAAACAGAAGAGCAACUCAAACUUACUCGCCAGCUGAAAGGUCUGAUAAACAGAAUGUCAGAACAAAACAUUGCAACCAUUCUAGAUAGCAUUGAAGAUGUGUAUCGCAACCACCGCCGACAUGACGUCACCUCAACCCUCACUAACCUCAUCAUUGAUGGCAUAUCAUCCCAUUCAACCCUUUUGGACUCGUACGUUGUCCUCCAUGCCGCUUUUAUAUCUAGCCUCCAUAAAUUGAUCGGCACUGCAUUUGCGGCGUAUUUCGUUCAGAACGUAGUGUCCUCGUACGAACAACAUCUCACUUCGGUCGAAGAAAAGUCUGCCAAUUCAACUGAAGUCCCAGAAGACCUAGGAAAAGAGUGUUCCAACCUCAUCGUGCUUUUGUCAGAGCUGUACAACUUUCAAGUCAUUUCGUGCAUUCUCGUUUAUGAUAUCAUCCGCGGCCUUUUAGAUAAAGACCUAUCUGAGUUCCGGGUAGAGCUUUUGCUGAAACUUCUUCGAAGUUCCGGUCAACAGCUGAGACAAGAUGAUCCCAUGGCACUGAAAGACAUCGUUACUCUAGCACAGUCUCGGGUCAUCGGACAGGCCGAUAAUUUGAGUUCACGCACGCGUUUCAUGACCGAGACCCUGAACAACCUGAAGAAUAACAAAAUCAAAAAGACGGCCGCAACACAGCAUCAGGGGGGCGAUGCUGUCGAGCGAAUGAAGAAGUUCCUCUCAGGGCUGGGGAAAAAGAAGCACGUUCUCGCCCAUGAGCCGUUGCGCGUAACGUUGGAGGAUCUCCAUUCGGCGGAAAGUAAAGGCAAGUGGUGGCUUAUUGGCGCUGCGUGGGGUGGAGACCCCCUGGCCGAUCACCCGCGCGAAAUUCCCCAGCAGGGUGGGGAAGCCGAGAGUGACGUCAGCACUGCCGCGCUUCUAAAGCUUGCGAGGAAGCAGGGCAUGAAUACAGAUAUUCGUCGAAGUAUUUUUGUGGUGCUCAUGAGCAGCGACGAUUAUCUAGACGCUUGCGAACGACUUGCGCAACUCGGCCUCACGGAAGUGCAACAGCGUGAGAUCAUCAGAGUAAACCUGCAUUGUUGUGGAAAUGAAAAAUCAUAUAAUCCGUAUUACACACUUGUCUGCCAACAUUUGUCUCAGCGUUCACAUUCGUACAAGAUCACGUUGCAGUUCUGUCUAUGGGACUUCCUCCGGGACUUGGGCGAAACCAGCGUCGGUGGAGUGGAAGUAAUUAAGAGCCUGAAAGAUAGCGAUACAGGGUUUGAUGUUAAAACUAUGUCGCCUUCGCGAAUGAAGAACGUCGCCAAAGCAUAUGCAUGGUGGAUAGCGAAGGAUUGUUGUACGCUGACGAUCUUCAAGCCUGUGGACUUUACUGUGCUCAAGCCACAGACACGUACUUUCUUGAAAGAGUUGUUCAUCCAGCUCUUUAUUGCUAGCCAGGUUUCAUCACCGAUGCUCAGCAAUGACUCCGGCGAGUAUCCCUCUAUGAGGAACCGUGGAUCACUUGAAGAGAUCUUCUUGAAGGCAUCAAGGAUCGAGAACCUGGGCCUUGGAUUGGUGUUCUUCAUGUCUAAUACGUUCAAAGGAGAAGAUGGGUUCUUGACUUGGGCUAGCUCAUUGGCAAAAGAGACGUUACAGACAGGAAUGGAUCAUAUCCCCAGAAUAUAGCAAUGCUUAUCUACGUUUCUAUUUCGUGAAUGCCACACUAGAACAUGCACUGCCAGUGCUCCCGCCGAAUGAAAUGGUCGGGUGCUGUAUACGAGAACUUUUGGGAGA